CUCAUUACACUCACUAAUACACGGUUAUCACCGAUCACACUCGUUUCCAACGACCUCCAACGCCUUAUAACUUAAUACCUUCCGUAUUUUAAUACCACCCCCCAAACCAACAAUCAAGAUGCGUUCCUUCGCCGUCAUUGCUGGCUUCGCCGCCGUUGCCCUUGCUGCUCCCCAGUACGAGGCUUACCCUGCUGUCCCUGCCUCUUCCUCGGCUGCCGCUGAGUACCCGGCCUACCCCGCCGAGACCUCUUCGGCCCCUGCCUACGAGGCUGCCUCCUCCGCUGCUGAGUACCCAGCCUACCCCGCUGAGACCUCCUCCGCUGGAUACGAGGCUUCCAAGCCCGCCUACGAGGCCUCCAAGCCUGCCUACGAGGCCAGCUCCGCUGCCCCCGUCUACAGCGCCUCCAAGCCCGCUUACACCACCACCGAGGUUGUCCACGCCACCAGCUACGUCUGCCCUGAGCCCACCACCAUCACCUACGGUGCCUCCACCUACACCAUCUCCAGCAGCACCACCCUCAGCAUCCCUGAGUACACUGCUACCUACGUCCACACCCCUACCCCCGAGAUUCCGGCUGUCCCCAUGCCCACUGUCUCCUCUGAGAAGCCUUCCGUCCCUGAGGCUUCCCACACUGCCCCUGGAUACUCGGCUGCUCCUCCCGCUCCCAUGUACCCCAGCUCCAACGGCACCGUUCCCCACGUCCCUGCCGGAACUGGCGCUCCCUACCCCACUGGCACUGGUGCCAUGCCCACCUCCACCAAGCCUGCCACCCCUGAGUUCACUGGUGCCGCUGGCAAGGCCACCGUUGGCUUCUUCGCCAUCGCUGGUGCCGUCGCUGCUUUCUUGUAAGCGGUUCGCUCUUGAGUGAUUUGUCGGGAUAUGGUUCUCCAUGUCUCUGCUAGUCUCUUCUCGAGUUUUGGAAAGAGGAGGAAAUAAAACAUGGCUUCACGGGUUACGACUUCAACUCUGCAUCACGAUUCAGUCUAGGAUUGGGAGCGCGGUGUUGGCGGUACGGACUCUUGCUUCCUUGCGCAAUAACAGUCGCAGCAGCAUUUCGAUGGUUAAUAUACUUGGUAUUGUAAUACGCCUUGGUUGGAAUGCUUACUGGCCCUAUGGAGGGAGUCGUGUGGUCCCGGUGGUCUUCUUGUUCCUAGAUUCUUUGCCCUUUCUUGAGAAGAGUCGGC
This is a messenger RNA of Alternaria alternata, 1185 nucleotides long. RefSeq lists its product as hypothetical. NCBI's taxonomy places the organism in Eukaryota, Fungi, Ascomycota, Dothideomycetes, Pleosporales, Pleosporaceae. The coding region runs from base 119 to 850 and encodes 243 amino acids. The transcript has a single exon. The record is from RefSeq and is a predicted model, not a curated record.